AUGGCAUGCCAGAUCCAAAAAUCCCAACACCACAAUAAAAAUCAAACUCAACCAAACCCUAACUCCACCACAAGUACCACAGCUUCAUCAUCAUCAUCAACUUGGAUGUGGAACCCUAGGGAACACCACGAAGAUGAUGACUCAUGGGAGGUAAGAGCUUUUGCAGAAGACACAAGGAACAUCAUGGGCACCACAUGGCCUCCAAGGUCCUAUACCUGCACCUUCUGCAGAAGGGAGUUCCGCUCAGCCCAAGCUCUUGGUGGCCACAUGAACGUGCACCGCCGUGACCGUGCUCGUCUCCACCAAGCGCAACCGUCCGGUGGUGCCGUCAACCACCCCACGCCGGCAUUCAUAAAUAUCCCACCUCAGGAGCUUGUAGCAAAUGCUGGAUUGUGCUUCCUCUACCAUUUGCCAAGCCCUAAUCCCACCUUCCAAGUUCCAAGUCCCAAUUCUACUCUGAAUAAUGCAAAUGAAGAAUCUCCCUCUACUCUUCUCUCCAUCUCAUCAUACCCAUCAAACAACUUGAUGAUGCAAACUUGUCCUCCAUCCUUCAAUAUUUCUUCUUAUUGCUGCAACUCUAGCACACUGGAACAACCAACAACCUCCUCCUCCGUUGAUAAUGGCCACCUCGAAGAGCUUGAUCUAGAGCUACGCCUUGGGCAUAAGCCAACACCAACCUGA
Molecule: messenger RNA, 681 nt
Organism: Gastrolobium bilobum
Lineage: Eukaryota; Viridiplantae; Streptophyta; Magnoliopsida; Fabales; Fabaceae
Product: transcriptional regulator SUPERMAN
Exons: 1
Coding region: 1-681 (226 amino acids)
Source: RefSeq, a predicted model, not a curated record